UCAAGCGAGAAAGUAACUAUGAGUAAACGGUUAAAGUACUCCAAAUUGAGGCUCAUCAAAUCGGACAGUAAUGUUGCUGCCCCAAUGCAGCCUGCCGCAGAACAGCAGAGCGAUGGAAACGACUUGAAUACGGGCGAGAAUAUCUUGAGAAGUUGCAAAAAGUCCAAAUUCUUCACAGCCGAAAGUUGCAGCCAAGCUACGUUCAUAGAAAAUGAUGACGAGCAUUCAGAUGACUCCAACAAAGAACCAGCGGUUCCAAAUUUGCGAAGGAGAACACAAUCAGAGGAUGUUUGCUCAAGCGAUGGACCAAAAUUACCCAAGUUACGGAAGAAAACACUGAACGGAAACGGACUGAUAAGUAACUUUCUAAACACCCAAAUAGUUGAGGAUGAUGACUUUGAAGAGUCGCGACAAAAUGCUGUUCCCCAACCAAAACAAACGAAAGUUCAACGGGCUGCAAAAAAACCGAAACAACCGCGAAAGCCGAAGAAUCAAUCGGAUAUUCGUAAAAUAUUUAAGAAAUACAAAAGUGAUUACGACGUGCUGCACGAGCUAAUCAAAGAUCACAGUGCGUCGGAGCAGGUCGAUCCGGAACAACUGCAAAUGGCGUUGGCUAUGUCACGGUCGCUGGCCGAUCAGGAAUGCAGCUCUGGUACUUCGUCUAGUAAAGAAACACAUCUAACCUCCGCAAGCUCCUCGGGUACCUUCGAAGAACGGCGAAUAAUUGGCAUUCGUACUACUUUGGAGCAGUUCGGUUUUCGAUGCAAAAAUAGCUACACCGACUAUGACCUUAACGUGAUUUUUGGAGCAGGAUGCAAGAAUGUAAAGAAAAUUAAGCAUAAACGCGCAACAAAUCUGCAGCUCAGGACAAGGGAAGAACUUCGCGAUUUCAUCGACAGACAAACCAGAAAAAUGUUUCCAAAUGAAAUAACACCACCGUGCACAGAUUCCAAUGCUUUAUUUUCCACUGAAAAUGUCCAAUCUUGCUUAAGCAAUUUGUUUUGGAUUGCGCAAACCGAACAAGCAAGCUCCCAUCUGCUGGAUCAGUAUUAUGUACCAGAGCUCAUGGAAACGGAUCCCGCACCUGUCGGAUAUCUUUUAAAGGAUUGGAGCAAAAUUCCUGGUCGAGAAAGUACACCUGAACGAACACUGUGUGAAACAUUUAUCGAUGGUAAAGUAAGUUUGUGCCAAGAUGUUACAGUAGCAGAAAGGACAGCGUCUCCUGAUUUGUUUAAUGACUUGGAUAGUUCAAUAGUGCACUUUAAUCAUUUGAAAGACAGAGAAAAAGAAGAAUUAGGUGACUGUGAAGAACAAGUAAUCGAGGAACAAUCUUUGAAACAACGAACUGAACAAACGCGUUUCAAUCAAAGCGAAGUGCAGAAUAUCAAAGAUACGUCAUCAGAAACGCAAUCACCUGGAAAGGAGCACAAGGAUCUUGACAAAGAUCAAGUAAAUAAAAGUAUACCAUUUGUUUGCGGACUGACUGCCCGUGAAGUGGAAGGCUGUGAGGACAACUUGAAGAAUCAGGAUAUAAUCGCAAUUGAAUCUGAGGAUGAGAGUAGCAUCGUCUUGGAUAUCAGUGCUGAAGUGCCUAUCUUACAUCGCAGUACGGAAAAUAUUUUUGAUGAAUCAGAUAUGGAACCUAUCGUCAGCUUUGAAGUCUAUUCCAGCGAAGAAGAGAAGAUUUCCUCGAAAGUGCACCAAGAGAAACCCAUCUCGAAAGAAGAUACACAGCAACCCAAUCGAGGAGCCAUCGCUUCAAAAGAUCAUGAACAAUUCGACAAUACUAAUCCGACGGACCAGCCUUUAGUCAAAAGCAAUAGCAAGUGUAUGGAAAUCGCAGAAAUUCCCCAGUGUCCAGUGGUCAACGACAAGGUCGGAGUGUGUGCCGUGCAAUCAAAUCGUGGCGAGAAAAUGCUUUCGUUUAAUAGAAUUGCCAUUGAUGCAAGACUCAGCGAAGCUUUAGAGACCGGAGCUAAUAGAGUGGAAACGGUCGAUCUCGUCGAUUAUACACCUAGUGUUGAUGAAACAAUCGAGAACAACGAUUCGAGGCAUGAGAACUCUAUCGUAGACCUCCCAAAAAGUGAGACUGUUAUAAACGAACCGAUAGAUGAAGUUCCAGUUGAUGUGAGUCAUCAUAUAGAAGAGAUCAAUAACGAUGAAGAAGACAAUUUAAAUGAAACAGAACUCUAUUACCAUCAUGAACCGCAAAAAGAGGGGCAGGUGAGGCAAGAGACAGUUAUAGUACAAUCUCAAGAACCACCAUGUAGUAAUGAUGACCUUGUAUGUGUCUCUUCUGAUGAAUUUAAAGUUGUUGAGCAACCUUCAAAUUGCGCUGAAAGCACAUUCGUUUAUCUGGAUAAUUUAAUAAAACAGUUUAAUUUACCACCAUUGAGAUUGCAGAAGUCUAACACAAACAGUUUAAAGAGUUUAAGUAGAGAUGAAUGUUCCAAGGCAACCGUAUCGUCGCAACCAUUGGAAAAGGCUGUCGAUAAAGACGGGCAUGUAAAUUUUUUUCCCUCUCCUUUUGUGAUGGAUGGAACUGCUAAUGACCUAGAAGAAGACACAAUUCCUAAUUUACGAGUCGAUGAUGCUGAGUUGGAAGUUAUUGAGCCGGAUAAAGAUACACAAGGCUUCUCAUCGCCAAUACAGUAUCAGGAUAAUUUAAACGGUCAAAAAGAACGGUCAAAUGUUAUACUUUCGCCAACGGGUGAAACGGCCUGUUCGACCAAACCAGCAUGCAACCAACCAAAAGCAAAUCGUUUCGAGGACAAGUUUUCUGAGCUUAAGUUGAUGGCGUCGCCGGCAAGAUGUCCUGAGUAUUUAAUAGGCGUAAAACCAUUUGACUUUGAAAUACCAUCAUAUGAGAAUAUGUCAACACCACAAAUUGAGCGGGAACUAUUUAAGUACGGUCUGAAAGAUUUGAAUCGACCAAAAGCUGUUAGGGUGCUCAACCAUUUAUUCGAGGCAACUCAUAUGCUCGUAGAUGUGCAGGAAAGGAUUGCAGAAGAGAUAGAAAAGGAAAAUAGUUCCACUAUCACCAGCAUGCAUAGUAGAGCAAAAGUAAAUAGCAUAUCUCCAACAUCCCGUCCUAUGAAUCAUGCCUCACAGGAAUUAUCUCAAAACAAUCCGUUGCUUCAUCCUUGUCCUUUCAAGUUGGAUCUUGGUACUGAUGAAGUAUACCUUCCAUUGAAUCCACGGAAAAAGAUUGCUUCGGUUCCAGUUCCAUUGCAUAUAGCGUUUUUUAAUUUAGUAUCUGAAAAUGUAGCACUUCAGCGUAGUAUUCUACUUUAUCAGCCAGUUGAUUUAGAUGAAAUCUGCAGUGUUUUGAAGGAAGUUGGAUUACGGUAUGAAACAAAUGAUAUAAUUGCUUUUCUCGAUAAACUAUGUAUAACUUUCCGCAGUACGUCUUCGGGUGUUAACCGAGUAAAAUCAAAUUGUAAAAAAUAAAGGUUGUGGAUGCG
Molecule: messenger RNA, 3464 nt
Organism: Anopheles coustani
Lineage: Eukaryota; Metazoa; Arthropoda; Insecta; Diptera; Culicidae
Gene: mus312
Product: structure-specific endonuclease subunit SLX4
Exons: 5
Coding region: 19-3450 (1143 amino acids)
Biological process (GO): DNA replication; meiotic DNA double-strand break processing; interstrand cross-link repair
Cellular component (GO): nucleus; Slx1-Slx4 complex
Molecular function (GO): enzyme binding
Source: RefSeq, a predicted model, not a curated record